Girardinichthys multiradiatus is the source of this 3656-nucleotide messenger RNA. Its product is annotated as gamma-adducin-like. The transcript is spliced from 15 exons. Gene Ontology annotation, cellular component: postsynaptic density; cytoskeleton; plasma membrane. The coding region runs from base 263 to 2347 and encodes 694 amino acids. The record is from RefSeq and is a predicted model, not a curated record. Gene Ontology annotation, molecular function: actin filament binding. Gene Ontology annotation, biological process: barbed-end actin filament capping. Lineage: Eukaryota; Metazoa; Chordata; Actinopteri; Cyprinodontiformes; Goodeidae.
UGUUCCUCACUCCUCGGCUCAGCACUGAGAGAGCCGCAGCGGUCAGUCCGGCUCCGUCGGGGUACUGUAACGCAGCACAAGUUGCGCAAGGCUUUUUUUUUUUUUUUUUACUUUUUUUCUCAUCAAAAUGAAUUCGAAAAUGCAAUAACAGCCGAGCUGUUGCGUUGUUUCCUAGUCUCCGCUGGAGAAAGUCGACAUCACGCCGUCCGGGAGGAGUUGGAAGGACUUUUUAGAGAGAAAAGGAGACCACUGAGGAGGAGACAUGAGUUUGGUGGACGUGAGGCAUACGGCUGGGUCCCUGACCCUGUCUCUGUCCAGCAAUGACUCCAAAGAGCACCAUUUCGACAGUGUGGGCGACAGCGACCCGGAGUCACAGCGUGGCAGGACCCUGUCGCCAGACCUGAGGCAGGACUUCAACAUGAUGGAGCAGAAGAAGAGGGUCACCCAGAUCCUGCAGAGUCCAGUGUUCAAAGAUGAGCUAGAGGGCCUAAUACAGGACCAGCUGACGAAGGGCAACAACCCCUCAGGUCUCCUGGCUCUGAGGCAGAUCGCUGACUUGGUCAUGGCCAGCGCCGUGGGAGGUGCUGGCCCUUUGACUUCACCCAUCAGCUUUGGGAUGGUGACCCCAGUAAACGACUUGUACAGCUUUGAGUCUCCUUGUUUUGCCAAAGGAGAGAAACAGAGUCGCUGUAAACUGGCCACCCUCUACAGGCUUGUUGACCUCUUCACCUGGGCUCGUUUUACAAGCUCCUACAUCACUGUGCGCGUCAGCAAAGAGCAGGAUCAUGUUCUCAUCAGUCCACAAGGCCUGUCAUUCGCUGAGGUGACGGCAGCAAAUUUGAUGAAAGUCAACAUAAUUGGUCACGUUGUGGACCAGGGUUCCACUGACCUGGGCCUUGACUAUUUUGGAUUUGCUCCUCAUGCCGCCAUUUAUUCGAUGCGGCCUGAUGUGCGAUGCAUCAUCCAUAUACACACCCCCGGUACAGCUGCUGUGUCCUCGAUGAAAUGUGGAAUCCUGCCCAUUUCCCAGGAGGCUUUGCUGCUGGGAGAUGUGAGCUGCUUCGGUUACCAUGGCAGCCUGGAUAAUAAAGAGGAGAAGGUGGAGUUUCAGAAAGCUCUGGGCCCGACUGCCAAGGUGAUGCUUUUGAGGAACCACGGGCUGCUUGCAUUAGGAGAAACAGUGGAAGAAGCGUUUCAUUAUGUGUACCACUCGCAGCAAGCUUGUGAAAUCCAGAUAAAUUCUCUGAGGUGUUCGGGCGGCGUGGACAACCUUGUGCUCCUGGACAGGGAGAAGUUUAAACCUCGCACCCAGGGCGUGGCUGUUGCCGGGGUGGUCAUUGACAAUGAAGUCAAGUGGAAGGUGGGCGAGGCUGAGUUUGAGUCCCUCAUGAGGAUGCUGGACAACCUGGGAUACAGAACAGGCUACUCCUAUCGGAACCCCAUCGUCCGUGAAAAACCCCGGUCCAAGAACGACGUGGAAAUCCCCGCCACGGUCUCGGCCGUGUCGCCGGAGGACGGCGAGCUGGGUCUGCGCAGCCCCUUCAAGUUUAUGGCCCAAAAGCAGCAGAGAGAAAGGACCCGGUGGCUCACGUCACCCAACAGCUACUUGAAGGUCAACGUCCCUGAACGGUCACCCAGCGGGGAUGUUAGCCCCAGGACCAAAAUCAUGUGGAUGAAGUCGUCACAGCCAGGCAACAGCGUGGGGACUCCAAUUAAAAUUGAGGACCUUAACCAGUUUGUCCCACUUAACACCAAUCCUACAGAGGUUUUGGAUAGAAGGAAUCGGAUAAAGGAACAGCACAGAGGUGAUCAGAUGACUCCGGGACCAAAAUCUCAAUUACUGGCAGGCAUUGUGGUGGACACCAAACCAGGACCAGCCUUCAUUAUUGAAGAUGAGGAGCUCACCCGGUCUCUUCCACCCAACCCCUUCAAUGAUCUCACUGAGAAGGUACUGGAAGAAUAUAAGAGCCUGGUAGAAGGAAAGCAGCAAGGGCAAGAAGAGGAUGAAGAUGCCACUGAUGCUGAUGAGAUGACCACAUUUGAUGGUUCUACUAUCUCCCUGUCACUUUCUCCUAUAAUGACACCAGCUAAACAAGACACAAUAGCUAAUGGGAAGGACCACUUUUCAGAGAUGGAGGAGGAUCUGAGCAUCGAGGUAUCCAAGCUGAGCGUGAGCACUUCAGAAACGGUGGAAAUCUCCAUAACAACGAAGGAGAAGAUGGGGGAGGCUAAGACCCCGGAGAGCCAGACCAAGUCCCCCAAGAAAAAGAAGAACAAGUUCCGCACACCUUCUUUCUUGAAAAAGAGCAAGAAAAAGAAAGAGGAGAAGGGAAAAGCUGAAGCCUGAGUAUGUUUUCUGUAUGAGCAAAGCGUGAGAGGAAAAACGAAAUGAAUUCCUUAUUUUUGUUGUGUUGAAAGGAAGUGAAAUAAAAGACACGGACAGAGUCUGACAGGAGAAUCUUCUGUAUGGUUCGCCUUGUUCACUGCUAUCAUUCCAAGUUUUUUCAAUAUGUGUCAGUGGGACAUUUUUUUAAACUGACAGUUUAUGACUGACCACUGAGAGCUUCAUACAGAUAAAUCAGAUCGAAAGUGAAUGCAAAACAGCAUUCAUGUACUUCUUACCCAUAUUUGUAAUGGGAUUUCAUGGGUAUUAUGAAGUAGUUCAUAAAAUGAAACAUCAAGGUGGACUUAAAUUUUUUGUGAUUAUUAUUGCACACAUUGUUGAAUGUAUUCAGGAUUUAGGAUUUUUUAAACACUGUUUAGUUAACAGUCAUACAAGCAGUUUAAGGGUGGCUGAAAAGUUUAAAGUUAUAUGAUGUUUAGCCUUAUAAACAGUAUGAUUUGGAUUUGAGCUUUGAAUCUCAUCAUAGUUAUACUUCCAUGUAAUAAUAUGUGUGUUCAUAUAACAGCUAUAACGGUAUAGUGUUUGGUAGUAAAUGAUUUGAUAGUCCUCAAAUACUCUGAUACUAAAACAUGCUGUGAUGAAUCAAACGGUAACAAUACAUGUUGUUUUUACACGUAUGUGUCAUUUACAUGUUUGCUCGUUUUAUGGUAUUUGUGAUGAGGAAUCAACUGUGACUAACAGAGAAAGGUCAGCAAAGUGAUGACUAUUUAUGAGUUUGACUCUGACUAAUAGUUACUUUUUUAUUAUGGGAUGGUAAUUGUGAAAGUUUCAAGCGUGAAUCACAGCAAGGGGAUUUUGAUGGCUGUUUUGUUUGUUAAACUUGUCACUCCAGGCAUGGGGCUUAGGAAAGCUUUUCUUCUGGCCCACUGUUGAAGUUUUACAUGAAGUACAAUAGAGGAUUGUAUAUUUUCAACCCAGUCAACAAUGUGAAUUGUUAGUUUAAACCCAAAGGGAGUGAACUUUUUCUUGUAAAUAGUUUUGUUUUUGUGAAGUUCCUUUGUUAUGCUAAACCAAAUAGCAAUGAAUCUUUAAAAAGUGACAGAACAAUCUAAUAUCAAUAUUUUAAGACUCCCUGUAUCAUAAUAUUGUUUUACUUACUUUAAUUAAGCUACAUAAUUUGUGUUUACAUUUGUAUUGCUUAUGUAUGCUUGUGUUUCCCCUUUUGUUUACAUUGCUCUUUGUAUUUUGAUUAGAUUUUUUUGCUUGACAAAAUAACACUUCCCGUAUGAAAUAAAGCUUUCGUUAAUACAAA